CAAAUGACAAACAGACACUUGUUAUAUGCAUGGAUUUCAUAGUCAACUCAGCGAAGAUAUUACGUGCGAAAUUCCUGUUUGGAAAGGAACCGAAACCUCUCUUUUGAAUUUGGAUUCAUGCUGUGUAUUUAAUUUAUCUUUGAAUUUGAACUUCUUUCUCGUUUUGCAUAUAAAAUUUGCCGUCCAUAUGACAACAGGAUAAUAUAGUGCACCACUUCCGCGUUGUGGAAUGUUCAAGUAAAAUCUCAACAGUGGGUUAAUGCAGAGCAAAGACUGUAUUGUGAAAAAGUUUAGCUUAAAAGUGAUAUUUUAGAUAUGCGCAUUCUUUUGCUUCUGCUGUUUGGUUUUGAGGUCAUCUCAUUUGUACCAACCAGAGCACAAAAUGAUAGACAAUAUGUUGUACGGGACGGCGAUGAAGUUGAAAUAAAAUGCUCUCCAGGCAAUAUCAGUGGCAGCUUCAUCAAAUGGGACGUUCCCGAUGUGCUAACGAAUCUCACCAUUUCUCGGAAUUCGAGUUUAAAUGUAAAAAAUCCUAGAACGAGCUCGCUGCAAGGGUUGUUUAACGUCUCGUGUCUCGUGAGCGGCAGCGUUAACGGGAGCAAUCAAACCAAUGGAACAACAACUGAACGGAUUUUGUAUCAAGUUGUGUUGUACAAAGCGCCAAAAAUCACCACUGAAGCAUUUGACGUAACAUUAAUUAGUAUCAAAGAAGGCGAUCCUCAUCGCGAUGUAAUUUUUCCAUGCAAGACUAUAGGAUACCCAAGACCAUUUAUCAAUUGGGUUUUCGGUGAAGUUACCCUGAACUUCACUAGUGGUGGGAUUUCUGGACCAAUCAUUUUUGACCACAAUUUAAAUCGCGUUACAACGAUGUUUCAAGUGUUUAAAAAUGGUACGUUGCGUAUUUCUAAUGCAAACUACAAGGAAAGCGUACCAUAUAACAAUUUCACCUGCGUCGCCUCAUCGUUCAUUGGCGUUGACAGAGUAUCACAUGUGUUUUCAAUCGGAACUGUCGAAAUCUACCUAUUCGAGAUAUUUCUAGUCAAUGCAAGUCAAUAUGGCACCCAACGCAAGGACAUUGUGAAAAAGAUUGAAAGUGUAUUUGAAAAUAGCCUGUCCCUUCGGUCGAUAAAUGUUACUCAUGUGAAUCUCACGUCUGGGAAAGUUGAUAUUGUUCUGACUUGGCUUACAAAAACCCUCGAGGACAAGAAGUAUCUUGAAAAAGAAGGCAAUGAUUAUCUUCUCAAAUCUCACGAAUUGGCUAGUGAUGUACGCAAGAGACUUGUGGAUAAUGGAGUCGCCAUAGCUAAAUUUAUAAUGGAUGCUAAACCAGGCCCAGCCAUCGAUUUAACCGUGAACGAUGUAUCAGAAACAACAGUGAGUUUUAGCUGGAAAAAUCCAGAAAAUUUUAUAAUCGAUGAAUACCAAAUACAAUUUACUGAAGGCGGAUCUGAAUGGAAGAAUUCAGAUAAGAUUCCUGGUAGUAAAAAAAGCACAGUCCUUGAUGGACUCGAAGAAGGAACAAAGUAUCUGAUUAGAUUGCAAUCCAUAAAUAAAAAUGGAGUUGGUGAUUAUGAAUCCAAGCCCGUCGAGGCUAACACAGAUGGCAAGCGACUUUAUGUGAUACGAGACGGCGGUGAUGUGGAAAUAAAAUGCUCGCCUAGCAGUUCUAAUUUCAGCAACAUCACCUGGGACGUUCCUGAUGAGUUUCCAAACUUCAACGUUACUCGAAAUUCAAGUUUGAUCGUGACAAAUCCUAGAACGAGUUCGCUGCAAGGGUUGUUUAACGUCUCGUGUCUUGCGAGCGGCAGAAAUAACGGGAGCAAUCAAACCAAUGGAACAACAACAACUGAACGGAUUUUGUAUCAAAUUGUGUUGUACAAAGCGCCAAAAAUCACCACUGAAGCAUUUGACGUAACAUUAAUUAGUAUCAAAGAAGGCGAUCCUCAUCGCGAUGUAAUUUUUCCAUGCAAGACUAUAGGAUACCCAAGACCAUUUAUCAAUUGGGUUUUCGGUGAAGUUACCCUGAACUUCACUAGUGGUGGGAUUUCUGGACCAACCACUUUGAUCCACAAUUUUAAUAAAGUUACAACGUUUUUUCGAGUGUUUAAAAAUGGUACGUUGCGUAUUAAUAAUGCAAACUACGAGAAUAGCGUACCAUAUAACAAUUUCACCUGCGUCGCCUCAUCGUUCAUUGGCGUUGACAGAGUAUCACAUGUGUUUUUAAUUGGAACUGUCGAAAUCUACCUAUUCGAGAUAUUUCUAGUCAAUGCAAGUCAAUAUGGCACCCAACGCAAGGACAUUGUGAAAAAGAUUGAAAGUGUAUUUGAAAACAGCCUGUCCCUUCGGUCGAUAAAUGUUACUCAUGUGAAUCUCACGUCGGGGAGGGUUGAUAUUGUUCUGACUUGGCUUACAAAAACCCUCGAGGAUAAGAAGUAUCUAGAGAAAAAAGGCAAUGAUUAUCUUCUCAAAUCUCACGAAUUGGCUAGUGAUGUACGCAAGAGACUUGUGGAUAAUGGAGUCGCCAUAGCUAAAUUUAUAAUGGAUGCUAAACCAGGCCCAGCCACCGAUUUAACCGUGAACGAGGAAUUAGAAACAACAGUGAGUUUUAGCUGGAAAAAUCCAGAAAAUUUUAUAAUCGAUGAAUACCAAAUACAAUUUACUGAAGGCGGAUCUGAAUGGAAGAAUUCAGAUAAGAUUCCUGGUAGUAAAAAAAGCACUGUCCUUGAUGGACUCGAAGAAGGAACAAAGUAUCUAAUUAGAUUGCAAUCCAUAAAUAAAAAAGGAGUUGGUGAUUAUGAAUCCAAGCCCGUCGUCGCUACCACUAAAGAUACCGUGCCAGUCACCAUAAUCGUUGUAGUUGUUGUUCUUGUCGUUGUGGUGGUGAUCGCAUUGAUUGUAGCUUUUGUGUAUUACCGUAAGAGAUUAAAGGAUGCUCCGAUUGUGGAGAUAAUACCAUUACAGAACGAGCCCUACAUGUUUUCACUACCUGGAGUCCACACCACCAACAUUUACGAACGCGACCAUCGAACUUUUUGUCCUUACGGUGGGAGUGCUUUCCAGGGGGCCGCCGAGCCCAGUGAAAAGGAGUACUUCUCGUGGCGGGAAAUUCCUCGUGAGUCGCUCGAUAUGAAAAAUGAGCUGGGUCAAGGAGAAUUUGGCAUGGUGAUGAAAGCCAUAUGGACCGACCAAGAGAACAAUGCCCCACUCCCCGUGGCUGUUAAGACAAUCAAGGACACUGCAACGGAGAAUGACCGCAAAGAGCUCUUCAAAGAGUUAAGAUUGAUGUCGGAAAUAUCAGAUCAUCCGAAUAUUGUCAAAAUGAUUGGAGCUUGCUCAAAAGGAGGUCCUUUGUGGAUUGUUGUUGAGUUGUGUGAACACGGAAACUUGCUGAGUUUCCUUCGUAAGAAUCGAAAAGAAAUCUUGGAAAGGCAAGGUGACUACAUCUCGUCACUCGACCCUCUGCUUCGAGUGAGAAUCGGCUACGACGUGUCGAAGGGAAUGCGUUAUUUGGAAGACAAAAAGAUCGUGCACAGAGAUUUGGCGGCAAGAAAUGUUUUGUUGGGAAAGAAUAAGGUCGCCAAAAUCGCUGACUUUGGUUUAUCACGUGAUAUCUACGAUGAGGGAACUUACGAGAAAAAAACUGGGGGAAAGCUACCAAUCAAGUGGAUGGCCAUCGAAUCUUUAACAGACCAGACUUACGAUUCAAAAAGCGAUGUGUGGUCGUUUGGAAUUCUCUUGUGGGAAAUAGAAACCGCUGGAAGGGCACCGUAUCCGGGUAUUCCUGGCAGAGAUAUUAGUCAUCAUCUUUUGAAUGGUUUCCGGAUGGAUAAACCUGACGAAACACCUUUUGAAAUCUUUGACAUUAUGAAGAAGUGUUGGGAAGCAAGUCCAAAACUCCGGCCACAUUUUGCAGAGAUCGAGACUAAGCUCGAAGCCUACCUUGAAGAAAGAUCGGAUUAUUUACCAGUGCUAAUUGAAGAUGACACGGCCGAGGACGCCGAAGAGGCUUACUAUAACUAUAUUGUUGGCAAUGAAGAAGAGGAGGACUCGACCUUAUGAAAAAUCAAUACACUGAGAUUUGUUGGAAUUUAUCGACCUCGGAUCUUUUAAUAGGGACAAUAUGACGGUAAUAUUUUCAAUGUUUUAUAUAUAUGUUCUGAUUUGGACCUUCUGAAGGGGUCUCUAAUAUUUAUAAUUGCAUCGUACAUGUUGCAUGUGACUUCUGGUAAAAUAUGCUCUAAAAUAUAAAUAUACACACAUAUGACAUAAUAUUUUUUAACACGAAUGUGAACGUGAAUGAUACAAGUAUGAACAAGAAAUUAUUUAACGGAAACAUUUUGUAUACGUGUGCACGUUCUGUAACGAACGUUUAUCAUAUUUCUAAUUACGUGUCCAAUACAAAUUUA
Messenger RNA from Dendronephthya gigantea, 4406 nucleotides. RefSeq lists its product as uncharacterized. Gene Ontology annotation, biological process: multicellular organism development; cell surface receptor protein tyrosine kinase signaling pathway; positive regulation of kinase activity. Gene Ontology annotation, molecular function: transmembrane receptor protein tyrosine kinase activity; protein binding; ATP binding. Bases 316 to 4059 code for a protein of 1247 amino acids. NCBI's taxonomy places the organism in Eukaryota, Metazoa, Cnidaria, Anthozoa, Malacalcyonacea, Nephtheidae. The record is from RefSeq and is a predicted model, not a curated record. The transcript has 26 exons. Gene Ontology annotation, cellular component: signaling receptor complex.